Molecule: messenger RNA, 771 nt
Organism: Zasmidium cellare ATCC 36951
Lineage: Eukaryota; Fungi; Ascomycota; Dothideomycetes; Mycosphaerellales; Mycosphaerellaceae
Exons: 2
Coding region: 1-771 (256 amino acids)
Source: RefSeq, a predicted model, not a curated record
AUGGCUCCACCAAAAGGCAAACUGCCUCGAGGCGAGCCUCUCGACCAGAGUCAGUGUCGCCUGAUAUCGUUGCCUGCAGAGCUUCGAACAUACAUCUACGAACUCGCGCUGCUGGUCGAGCCCGAUGCCAACAACGACGUAUUCAUCGCGCACGACACUAUCAGACCUGCGAAAUUUCGAACAAAGCCGAGCGUGCUCGCACUGCUCGCUACUUGCCGGCAGAUCUAUCAAGAAGCAGCGGGUAUCUUCUUCGCUCAAAACAACAUCUGCAUCCCAUACCGCGCGCUGUACGCCAACUCCUCGAACUACAAGGCCAGCGGAUUCUUGGACGAGACAAGCCAACUUCGACUCGACGGACUCCACCAGCUGAAGGUCAUGGUCUAUGGCACCACCCAACACAAGAAGUACUUCCCCCAGUGGGAAUCGCUUACCGUCGCCUGCAAGAGUUUGAGGAAAGCGAGUGCAUUGACGAAGCUCCACUUCGUUCUGGGACCAAGAUUCAACGGGCGCCUUUGGCUGAUGCAUAUCAAGGAAGAGAUGGUCUUCUUGGGAAGAGCAAUCAAGAGGCUGGCCUUGGUUACGGAGCUGUGCUUUGAGCUCCCGGGAGACCUGGUCUUCCCGUACCGCGAGACUGUGAGGAGUGAGUUGGAGAAGGCGUCAGCGAAGUUGCCAGACAAUACGGCGAAAGUGUACUUUGGUGUCGGCCAUACAAUGCAGCGGUAUGCAAUCACUUCUAUGAGGGUGAAGUUGUGGUGUACCUUGUGUAGCUAG